This is a messenger RNA of Acanthaster planci (crown-of-thorns starfish), 2740 nucleotides long. Its product is annotated as protein YIF1B-like. The record is from RefSeq and is a predicted model, not a curated record. Gene Ontology annotation, biological process: endoplasmic reticulum to Golgi vesicle-mediated transport. Gene Ontology annotation, cellular component: endoplasmic reticulum membrane; Golgi membrane; endoplasmic reticulum-Golgi intermediate compartment. NCBI's taxonomy places the organism in Eukaryota, Metazoa, Echinodermata, Asteroidea, Valvatida, Acanthasteridae.
GUCACGUAGUCGUGGCACAGUUCAGACUGGGUCGUAACGUAAGGUGACAAAAAUAUUAUUUUAAUCCAUUUUGCCAUAUUUGUAAGUAUGGACGUCCCAGCUGGAUUCAGGCAUCGUAAGUCAAGCCAACAAGCGCAAGGACACCACAGAAGACCCCAGCGAUCUAAGGGUCAUGAUGGACCUACUCCUCUCUUUGACGACACCAGCAGCAUGGGGCCGGGUCAGCCCGGGCCUGGAGGGGGUUUCCAGGGUCAGGGGUCAUAUGGCCAGCCCCAGCAGCAGCAGCAGCCGCCAGGGAUGAUGUACCCCGGUCAGCAGCUGAUGAAUGACCCAAUGGCCAACAUGGCCAUGCAGUACGGGGCCAGUCUGGCUGACCACGGCAAGGAUGUCGUGGAGAAACAGUUUGACAGGUUCAUGUCUCUGAGCAAGCUCAAAUACUAUUUUGCCGUGGACACAACGUAUGUGGCCAAGAAGCUAGCCAUCCUUCUCUGUCCUUUCACACAUACGGAAUGGGCAAUUAAUUACCAGCAGGAUGAGCCAGUGGCACCCAGGUAUGAGGUGAACGCACCAGACCUUUAUAUCCCCGUCAUGGGGCUUGUCACCUACAUACUCCUGGCUGGAGUUGCACUGGGAAGACAAGAUAGGUUCAGCCCUGAGCAGUUGGGAAUGCAAGCCAGCACAGCUCUGGUCUGGCUGAUCAUAGAGAUUGUGGCUGUGCUCCUGACACUGUACGUCAUGAACAUCCACACUGCACUCCGGAAGCUAGACCUGGUGGCAUUCUGUGGCUACAAAUAUGUUGGAAUGAUUGUGUGUCUUCUUGCCAGUAUUCUAUUCCAGUCCAUUGGUUACUACAUUGCUCUGCUUUACUCCAGCGUAUCCAUCAUGUUCUUUGUGGUGCGGAACAUGAAGCUGAUCAUUCUGCCUGAGUCCCAUGAGGACAGCAUCGGCCACGGCAACAAACGACGCCUGUACCUGCUGCUCUUCAUCGCUGUGCUCCAGCCGGUCUUCAUCUUUUGGCUGACGGCUCAUCUGACGGGCGGCCCACUCAAGGCCAAAAUCUGAAGCCGUCUGACGCAGUUGCUCCACAUUAAAUAUUCUGCACGCUUUAUCCUGAACCCUCCGGCUUUUUUUUUUUUUUGCAAGGAAACUUCCCGAAUCCUCCCAAAUCUCCUCCAUGCGAGAAACCAAUGACUCACUACUCUCUGGGGCUUUUCCCAUUCUUGGCUUUGUCAGUACCUCAGGCUUCCUCUGAUUUUUAACCCUGUGACUUUGAAGUUGUUAGCUCAAUAAUGAGUCCUGUUUUUUGGGUACCAGAACCACAUCCUUCAUUGUAGGCCGAGCAAGUGGUUUUGAUGUUUGAGACAUAGCCCGAGAUGGGCACAUAGCUGAGCAAAAUCCCCUUUGACUUAAAGGCAAAGUCCGAUAUUUGUCAUUUCAUUGUUUUUCAUUUUAGGCAACGAAAAUGUUCAAAAUUGAAAGAAGGGUGCUUUCAAACUAAUCUCACCGAGUUUAAGCUCCGUGAAUGCCGUAUAUGCGGAGAAAAAGAUUGUUCUAGGAUGCUGGUUUCAAAUCAAAAGUUGCGUGGUAAUGUUUUGAAUUGCGCCCAAAGUUCAGCAUCCAGGACAUGUUCUCCUUUAGCUGAUUGCUGCUACAUGAUGUUGAGCACUGGACCAGUGAGUUAUAUUUAGCAAUGGCACCUGCCUGUCCAUCAUGCAAACCUUCGCCAAUAAAAAAUAAGCGCCUUAUGGCAAUUUCUAAGAAUGUGUCUUUAGACACAUUGUUGGAAAUUGCUUUCUCUUGCUGCUUCUUCAAAAUGGAAGGCUGCCUGAAAGAAUAAUAUCACAGGGACUGUAGUCCAAUAACUGUAAUUAAAUAAAUGAAAUGUUCCUUUCAACAAUUCAUUCAGUUCCUUUAAGGACAGCUGCAAAUGUGGGACUGCACCUUUAUAUGGGACAUCAGUGUCUGUAUAAGAUAUGUGCAUGUACGUGUAUAUGUAAGUGGGCUUUACCGUUCUAAAGACUGGAGAGGGCCAGAGCUGUUUUAUAUAGAGAGAGUUGCCUUUGGAAACAAAACGACUGUUCAUUAUAUGAGCAGUUCAGCAUGCAGCCAUGGUGUACUGAUUGUCCAUGGAUUCAGUUCUCAUGGGUUCAGGUGUUGCAGGACUCGAAACAGGCCCUAGUAACUUACAGUUCAUUUUGUUAGGUUUGGUCACAUACUGUUUAUGGUUCAUGGUUCACGUCAACUUAAUGUCUGUUGGUGGCCUCCACCAUGUUCCCAUCAGUUCUUUUUUGGCUUACUUUGUUUAUUUUGAAGAAUUAGAUAGAGACUAGAAAAAAAAUCACCGUCAUGUGAAUUUGUAAACUUUAUUCCUUUUUUCCCUUUUGAUUGAACACGCUGUGAUGGGAUGGCAGUGUAUUCAAAGGCCAUUUACAGUUUGACUCAAAAGAGUUUGUACAGUCAAAACCCUAUAGAAAUACAUGUAGUCUGUUGUCAACAAAGAUGGGCUAAGUAAACCAAAAAAAUGCCUCAUGUACCCGCCGAAAAAAGAUGCAGACUUGUGGGAUGUGCUCGCAUUCUGGUAAGAUUGAACCUUUGACAUUUCAUCCCAAAAGAACCAUGGCUUUGUCGGACCACCUCACAAUCCGGAGGAGGAAGAUUCCCCCCCCCCUCGAAUUCGGCUGGCCUAUGUCCAAUCAUAGUGAAACUUGGUAUGCACAUAAACUCACCCAUUAUGAGCAUA